CCUACCUAACAUACCAAUAGUUUAAGGGCAAAGGUAACACCACCCUGUCUAUAAAAUCCUCCUCCAUUGGUGGAGACACCUUUUGCUGGAGCUGGGGCAGGGACUGGGGACAGCAGGUAAAGGAAAGGAAGACACCAUGGCAGCUGCUUCAGAUCAGAAUGUGGAGUUUGUGCGAACAGGCUACGGCAAGAACACAGUGAAGGUGCUGGUCAUCAGGAGACAGGGGAGCCACCACUACAUCAUCGAGCUGAAAGCUGACGUGGAGCUCACGCUCAACUCACGCAAGGAUUAUCUAACUGGAGACAACUCAGACAUCAUCCCCACCGACACCAUCAAGAACACUGUCCAUGCUCUGGCCAAGCUCAAGGGGGUCAAGACCAUCGAGCAGUUUUCCCUGGAUAUCUGUCAUCAUUUCCUGACCUCCUUCAACCAUGUGCUGAGGGCCAAAGUUUAUAUGGAGGAGGCUCCGUGGAGACGGUUGGAGAAGAAUGGUGUAGAGCAUGCUCAUGCAUUUAUCUACAGCCCAGAAGCUUAUCACUUCUGUGAUGUUGAACAGAAUCUCAAUGGCACGCCGGUGGUUCACAGUGGGGUGAGGAACAUGACUGUGCUGAAAACCACCCAGUCUGGUUUUGAGGGUUUCUUCCGAGACCGCUUCACUACUCUGAAAGAGGCCAAGGACAGAUGCUUCUGCACCUCUGUCUAUGCUAGGUGGCGCUACAACAAGAUUCAGGAUGUCAACUUUGAUGCUGCAUGGAAGUGUGUGAAGGAGACAAUUAUUGAGAAGUUUGCUGGCCCCUAUGAUCGUGGAGAGUUCUCACCGUCUGUGCAGAAGACCCUAUAUGAAACACAGGUUCUGGUCCUGGAUAGAGUUGCUGAGGUGGAUGAAAUCGAGAUUGUCAUGCCCAACCAGCAUUACUUCACCAUAGACAUGACAAAAAUGGGCCUCAUCAACAAAGAUGAAAUUCUUCUUCCCCUGGAUAACCCUUCAGGCAACAUCACAGGGACAGUGCGGAGGAAACAGCGAGCCAAGCUGUGAAGGCACCUACACAUCCAGAGAAUUCUGCUGCUGUGAUCUACACAUCAAUCAAAGUUCUGAGAACAAAAUUACCUUUACGUAUUUUUUGUCUAAACUACAACUAUAACUCAAGAUUUCCCAAACAUGAUAAAGCUUUUGACCAUGUAACGUGAAUAUGUAAGUAAAAGAAAAACAUUAUCAGUAAAUUCAUAAACUAA
This is a messenger RNA of Siniperca chuatsi (mandarin fish), 1233 nucleotides long. It is a transcript of the gene uox, whose product is annotated as urate oxidase. Gene Ontology annotation, cellular component: peroxisome. Gene Ontology annotation, molecular function: urate oxidase activity. Gene Ontology annotation, biological process: purine nucleobase catabolic process; urate catabolic process. The transcript has 8 exons. The record is from RefSeq and is a predicted model, not a curated record. The coding region runs from base 137 to 1036 and encodes 299 amino acids. Lineage: Eukaryota; Metazoa; Chordata; Actinopteri; Centrarchiformes; Sinipercidae.